AUGGCUUUGAAACCUGCUACUCAAGAAAUCACCCCUAUCAGCGAGUUGAAACCAAGACACACUAACAAGGUUGUUCAUGUGAAGGUCCUACAUUCCUGGACACAGAACAUUAAUCAAGGUGGGGAAACCAUGGAAUUCGUCUUCUCUGAUGAAAAUGGGGAUAAAAUCCAUGGAAGCUGCAAAAAAACUUACUUUGAGAGUAAAGAAAGGCUUCUUCCUGUUGGAGCAUGGCGCAAUGUCCGAAACUUCCAUGUUAGACCUGCUGGAGGAGCAUUUCGCACUACCAACCAUACCUACAAGAUUGUGUUCAAUCAAGCAACAGCCGUGACUCGGUCCAAUUUCAUCAAUGAUGAGUUGUAUCUUAAUUUGGUUGAUUUCCAGACAGUUUUGACUGGAACACUUGAUGAAAAUCUACUAAUUGAUGUGCUGGGCCAAGUUUUGGAUUGUGGUGAUGUCGAAACAAUUCUUUGUUCUGGGGGGAACCAGCGUAAAAAACUAGAAUUCAUCCUUAGAGACAUGAAUGAUGUGAGGCUACCAUGCUGCAUUUGGGGCAAAUUAACCGACAUUCUCCACUCUGCCCGCAAUGAAGACGAUGGAAUGGUUACUUUGCUUUUGAGGUUUGCUAAAAUUGGGAAGUUUAGAGGAGAACUACAAAUCUCUAACUCCUAUGAUGCUUCUCAAAUGAUCAUCAACCCUACGAUACCAGAUGCAGAAGCAUUUAAAGAUAUGGACACUGGAGAUGAGAAAAGUCUAAUGCUCAUUGAAAGUAAGGAGGAGGGUAGCAACCAAGUUGGUCAUCCAGAUAGGAUUGGACACCGUGAUAAGUGGUUGCAAUACCCCACUAAGAAAAUCCAUGAGUUGCUUGGAUCAACUCAAGUUGGUAGAUGUUUGGUCACUUGCUACGUCUAUGAAAUUGACAUGGACUGGUCCUGGUAUUACUUUGGUUGUGAUGCAUGCCAGAAAAGGGUGAUCAAACCGGAACUAAGAUUAAGAAGGUUCUGGCUUCACUUGAUAGUCAGAGAUGAUACCGGUGUUUCAAAAAUAAUGAUCCUAGACAAGGUUGCUAAUGGGAUCGUUGCUAAGACUCCACUCAAGUUGCUUAAUGGAAGUUGGGAAGAGCUUGAAGACACAAGUUUAAUACCAGAGGCUAUUACUGAUUUGAUUGGAAAAAGUUUCACAUUUGGAGUCUAUGUUGAGAAGGACAAUGUAUCUUAUGGUGCUGAGAUUUUCAAGGUCGGAAAAAUCUACAAAGACAGGCUCGAUUGCUUGACUGGUGCACUCACACCAGGUUCUGUUAACUUAACUGAUAGCCAAGAACUCAAUGACUAUGUGUCCACACCAUCCAGUAAGAGAAAAGAAGAUGAGUCUAUUUCUCACCCUGACAUCAGUUCCACAACAAAGAGACCAUGCUUAAUGAAAGUAAAACAAGAGAAGGCAGAAGAUGCUGCUAAGAAACGUGGCUAA
Messenger RNA from Raphanus sativus (radish), 1464 nucleotides. RefSeq lists its product as uncharacterized. The record is from RefSeq and is a predicted model, not a curated record. Bases 1 to 1464 code for a protein of 487 amino acids. NCBI's taxonomy places the organism in Eukaryota, Viridiplantae, Streptophyta, Magnoliopsida, Brassicales, Brassicaceae. The transcript has 10 exons.